AUGCCGCCAGCGCAAGAACGCCUCCCCGUCGUCAACGUCUCUGUACCAACGACAGUAUGUGGGAUCCGAGUCGAUCAGAUUUUAGCAUACGAGACGCCCAAAAUCGUCUCGAUCCGCAGCCCCAAGUUGGGCGCAUGUUACUUUUUUCUGGUGUGUGCGGCAGUGAGCUACAUUGUGGGGUAUCAGAUUCUGUACCACAAUGAACAUUUCCAGUUGUUUGAUGUAGAAGGGAAAGUGCGGGUGAGUCUCCAAGAGCCAACUUUAGCUGGGUGUGAUCCGGACGAAGAUAGCUGUGCUGAUGACUUCACACCUGCGGCGGAGUUGGCUUAUUGCAGUACGGGUACUGCCAGUGGAGAAGGAGAACGAGGAGAAAUCGGUAGUGCUGCAUCAACCUCUCCAUCCUCUGGUACAAAGAAUCGGACAACAGUAGAGGCAAUUUCAGCGGCAAUCAAACAAGACAAAGAUGUUACCCAGCGCCGCUGCAUCUUCCGAGAUCAACAUGCCGUUGUUCCGUCUCCAACAGGAGAGAACCUCUUCAUUCCGACUCGCAUAGACUUCCGGCGAGAAACGCAGUGCCCCGAAGGACCAGACUCUCCACAAUGUACGAAACUGUAUACGACUGAUGGGGAGCUGGAACAGGUAUGAAAAAAAAAUCGGUGGUCGCAGAUCUCAACUGGCUACUUUAGUAGAGCAAGUGAGUUCCAUAGCCAGACACAAGUACGGACUUUUCACAUGACAGCCACAAUCAAGUGAGCACUUUCCCCAUCAUGAGUCCACUCUCAAUCUUGCUUUCCCCACUAACUCUUUUUCGUUUUCCGCACUAACUCUUUUUCGUUUUCCCCACUAACUCUUUUUCGUUUUCCCCACUAACUCUUUUUCGUUUUCCCCACUGACUCUUUUUCGUUUUCCCCACUAACUCUUUUUCGUUUCCCCACUAACUCUUUUUCGUUUUCCCCACUGUCUCUCUUAAUCUUGCGUUUUCUUAGCGGAUGUCGAGGAUUUUACAGUUCUGUUGGCGCAUACGUACUAUCGCGAGAACCCGGCGAGUCCUAGCGAAUAUCUGGCAGGCAACAAUGCGGUGCACCAAGGACUAGUGGAAAUGUGCGUGGACGAACGACAGAUAAGUCUGAUUUAUGUACUGUUUUUUAGUUCAAGAAGAGGAGCAAGGUCUUGAGGGCGAAAAUAACAACUGAGAUAAGCAAGUAACUGAAAUAAGCAAGUAACUGAUCUUCAGAAUAACCGAGAUACUGAUGAGAAUGAAGGGUAGCUGUGAUGUUAAGCCGCCUCCCUCAUUUCCGUCAGUAACUCGGUUAUUUUGAGCUUUCGAGUGCGUGAGUGUUCGACUGGGGAAGCCUUGUCACGACUAGGUAUGUUGUUUCCGAAUAGAUUCAACUCAUCACGAUCUACUAGGAUCAUGACCUACCAUUGUUUCUUUGAAAAUAUAGGUGCUUCGUCGGUCACGGUUGUUUUGUUCGUAUCUCUAUCUCGCACUCUAAUUUUCUGAAAAAGGAGAGCAAGUUAUCACUAGGACAAGGUCGAAAAGCUCUUCCAAGAAUCCGGACAACGAGCAUGAGGAGGACUGGAAAACAGGAGCAAAAAGGAAACGCAGACAACAGCGAAACACGAAGAAGAAAGGCUCUUUUCUUAAGGCUUUCGAUAUAAAAUUGAUCUUGUUCUUGUUCACAAACCAUUUUCCUAGAAGAUCUGUUGUACCUCCAAUUUCUUAGAGGACCAUACCGAAGCAGAAGUCGAUCCACGCAGGGAAGUCGAGAAACUUGGGACGGCGUCUCGGGAAAUGCUGGAGUCCAUGAUCGCUCCAUUCAAUGCAGCACAUGAUUGUCCGCCUCCAUUGGUAAAGAAACGAGUUCCGAUUCCGUUUAAGGCCAAUUCAUGUUGUAAAAGAAGCCUAGUUCUGCACCAGAGCUGCCAGAAGUGCCACUAGGGUUCGAACUGACUUAUGACAUGAUUUCUUUGUUCAUCCCUUUCCUUUUUGUUCAACAUCCCUUUGCUCUUUGUUCAACAUCCCUUUGCCUUUUGUUCAUCUUCAUCCCUUUGCUCUUUGUUCAUCCCUUUGCUCUUUGUUCAUCCCUUUGCUCUUUGUUCAUCCCUUUGCUCUUUGUUCAUCCCUUUGCUCUUUGCUCUUUGCUCUUUGUUCAUCUUCAUCCCUUUGCUCUUUGUUCAACAUCUCUUUUCUCUUUGUUCGAACUGACUUAUGACAUGAUCCCUUUUAUUUGUAUUGUCUCAAAAAUCCAUCGUCUAACCUUCGCAUCCGUCCCGGCGCUUGUCUUUUUGGUGACAUUUACGACAAAAGCGACACGCUGGAGGACAUCGUGGAAAGUAACAGUGGCGAUGCGGAAGUAGAGCUUCUACUACAACAGAAGGAGAAGGAAGAGGAUGCAACAAGAAGAAGUACUACAAGUAGUCGUGCUACAAGAACAAGUAGUAUUAAUAGUAAAAAGCAUGUUGAGCAUGAGAACUUUGGUUUCCUGUAUCAACUACACCUUCUGAUACAUCGUGCUUUCAAGAGAGUGCAGAGAUUCGUGGUGUCGUUGCAAACCGGGGUUGACUUAGAGGAUCUGUGGACGCGGAGGUACAUGCAGAUUCUGUAUGAAGAACAUCUACUUCGACUACGUCGUGAUGACUUGACAGCUGUCGAUGUUUCUCCUUCUGCAGUUGCAACCCCUACAAGUUUCUUGCAAGAAGAGCAACGUGACGAGGAAGAAAUGGAGAUGAAAAAGGGAGAAACAGAAAGCACUAGUAGACGAAAACAAGAUUUUAGUCCUCCUACUCUCUCAUCACGAAAGCAGCGAACAAACCGCAACGCCAGCGAUGUUUUCAACAUAGCACGACGCAGAAAGGCGCUGAAGAUGUCGAAACAACGGACGACUUCUACCAGUAAGGCGUCAUCUCCUACUUCCAGGAAGUUUUUGCCAGAAGCGUCAUCUCUUACUUCCACGAAGGUACCACUACCAGGAGACAACCAGGGCACUACAGUAACGACCUCUAGUGGCGGAGGGAAAGCCCUCUCCUUCUCCAAGAGACCCCAAAAAAAGGACAUGUAUGCUCUGAAGAACGGUGACGUGUUCUCACUCGGCCGCCUACUUGCGAUCGCAGGUGUAGAUCUAGAUCGACAACGCGACACACAAUUAUGGUCAGCUUCUAUCCACCUAUCUCGGCAUCUUGGUGCCCUUUUGCCCUGUAUUCUCAAGAAAUACAAGAAGGUAAAAGGUGAGGCGGGCGAGAUGCAUUCUCGCACACGCUAACAGAAGGGAAGAGCAAACGAAUGGCAGGGACGCAGCUGGAAAUCGUGGUGGAAUACAGGAACUUAUACCCUUGGUGGAGUACGUUCAAUCCGAGACCUGACGAUCGCGCGAUCGAGUAUUGCUAUCGAGUGGUGGAACGACCUGUGGGCAGUUUCAAACAUGAGGUCUUGACAGCGCAACAGCCGAAGGAGUAUCCGAAAUUAUGAUGGUACAUGAUGAUGAUUGAGGAUCCAACUAUUAUUUGCUAGCACCAUUCACUGAAUUAGGAGGCGCUUGUCGCUACCUGUAUUAAAAUUAAUCCUAUUCAUCUUAUUCAGAGUUUUUUCUGUUCUGAUCCUUCCCUUGUUGAAAAAUACAACUUUACCAGUGACGAGCCUUAUUUGUGGACCUCUUUUUACCACAAAAAUGACUGCUCCAGUGCAAUCGUCCUCUUUACGAGCAUUUGCUCUCUGUCUACUUUCAGAAAGAAGAAAAUUUCUUCUCCUCCCUUUCUGUCCUCCUCCUCUAAUCCCAAAGCGCCUCAUCGAGAACCAGCAUGGGUUGUCAUUGCAAUUUCGCGUUGGUGGAAGUUUCGGGUUUUUGAAUUUCAUUUAUCUCUUGGUCAUGCUGACUACAUCCUUGGUCUUGCUUGCUGGAGCGAGGACGUUCAUCGACCUCUGCGCAUUGUACCUCUUUCCUGAGAGGAAAAGCUAUAGAGAAGCGAAAUACGAAGUAGCGGAGAUUGAGACGUUUACGAGUACCGCUUGAAGAGCUGCUAGUAAGGAGUUGGAGUCAUCUGAGCAGUAAACUGAGGACGAAGCCCGCGUGCAGGACAAGGGUGAUUAGUAGUGCUUGAAGAACUCGGUCGUGUGGGUCUGAGGAGGAGCAUUCCUUCUCUUUGGUACAACUAGGGAUAGAAACGUUUACCGUUUAGUAGUGCAUGAUUGGAGGGUCCUCAUCCGUGACUUACAACGAUUCGUCAAUAAGUUUUUCCUUUCUUUGUUUCUUUCUUCCUUCCUUCCUUCCAGUGGAUCUUCCUUCGGAUUUGGUUAGCCCAUUUUUUUCCAUUUUUUUUCCAAAAAAACUAACAAGAACAACUCGAAACCUACUUUUGAAGUGCGGUGAAGGCAGAAAGAGAUGGUAGUCGUGGUCUUCAGUUCGACGUGUUGAGGCAACGGUAGGGUUGUAGCCCAUCAAAAGAGUCAUGGGAAAAUUGUAAUUGUACUCUUUUCGUCCCCGCCUUCUCUGAAACGGCACAUCAAAGAAAGUAGAAAAUAGGUGCAAACUGGACUCAAUUCGUAUGCAUCCACACGUGGUGAUUUAGACUUUUUCGAUGAUCUUGACUUGAUCAAG
Messenger RNA from Amoebophrya sp. A25, 4595 nucleotides. The record is from the annotation of a GenBank genome assembly. Lineage: Eukaryota; Dinophyceae; Syndiniales; Amoebophryaceae.